Messenger RNA from Monopterus albus (swamp eel), 2414 nucleotides. Its product is annotated as rho-related GTP-binding protein RhoU-like. The record is from RefSeq and is a predicted model, not a curated record. The transcript is spliced from 3 exons. The coding region runs from base 384 to 1265 and encodes 293 amino acids. NCBI's taxonomy places the organism in Eukaryota, Metazoa, Chordata, Actinopteri, Synbranchiformes, Synbranchidae. Gene Ontology annotation, molecular function: GTP binding; GTPase activity. Gene Ontology annotation, biological process: small GTPase-mediated signal transduction.
CACUGAUAAUAUGUCCGUUUAGAGAUCUGUUCUCUUAUUUCUACCACUCAACUGGCCAUAGAGGGAGACAUGCUGUGUAUUUCACUCUGUUGGAUAAAGGUUUCCAGUAAGCUUAGCUCAUUUCACUUGGAAAGCUGCGGAGCUUCACAAGCUGCUCUGGUCGCUAAGCCUCUUAGGAAUCACGAGCACAGCAGAUGUAGGGAGGAUGCUCCCGGGCUGUGCCACCAAACAUACCCAGACAUUAUCUGGCGCUUCGGUUUGGCAGUUCAAGACCCAAACAUCAGUAGAAACAGGUGAGCUGUGAGGGAGAUGGAGUGCGCAGGGAGGCUCCAACCACUCUGAACCGCCAGACAUCUAGUCCAUCCCCGUCCGAAGGCACAGCCAUGCUCCCUCGGGAGGCGGGGAAGCAGAAGUCCCGCCGUGUGGCGGACUCGGUUUGCGGAGGAGACUGCCCCUCGGUCCCACCGCAGCGUUUGAAGAACUGGGACUUGCCUCUGCAGGUGAAGCGUCAACGGUCCGGCUCCGCACCUGAGCGCAAGGUGAACUGCGUCCUGGUUGGAGACGGAGCGGUGGGAAAGACCAGCCUCAUCGUCAGCUACACCACCAAUGGAUACCUGGCAGAAUAUGUUCCGACUGCGUUUGACAACUUUACCGUGAUGGUUGUGGUUGACGGGAAACCAGUGACACUACAGCUCUGUGACACGGCUGGACAGGACGAGCUGGAGCUCCUCCGCCCGCUUUGCUAUAAGAACGCAGAUGUCUUCCUCCUCUGCUACAGCGUGGUCCGCCCCUGCUCUUUCCGCAACCUGACCGACAGGUGGGUUCCUGGGAUCCGUCAGCACUGCCCAGGUGCUCCCCUGGUCCUGGUUGGCACCCAGCUGGACCUGAGGGAGGACGUCCAGGUGCUCAUCCAGCUGGCACAGAACCAGCAGCGUCCUGUGGGCACAGAGGAGGGCCAGCGACUCGCCCAGGAGCUUGGGGCGGUGAGUUUUGCAGAGUGCUCAGCCCUGACCCAGAAGAACCUGAAGGAUGCUUUUGAUUCAGCCAUCCUGGCCAGCAUCCAGCAGGCAGGCGGCAGCAGCAUCCAGCAGCAGAGGGCAACUCUGAGGAAGAAGACACCUGAUAAGAUGAAGAGCCUGUCAGAGACCUGGUGGAAGAAGAUCAACUGCCUGGUAGGAGAACAGAGCUGCGACUUAAAUGAACAGCUGCACGAUUGCACACCUGGAUCAGAUCCUGUUUGCAAAUACCUGCUCAAUUUGGUUUAGUCUGCUGAGAGAAGGCGUCAGAUGGGUGGAGGUCAUCAUCACACAGAAAGGGAGGAAGGAAGCAGCAUGUUUUGACUCCUAGGUCACAUCCUCACACUCCUCACUUUUAGGGGCACUCCUCUGAUUUCACACAUGAAGACCAGUUUACUUGUCACACAGAGAAAUAGGCAGCUCAUGAAAAGCUGCUGAAAGACAGAUCAGCUCCCUGGUGUAACAGUGGUGUUUAUAACAGAAAGCCUUGUUACAAACUGGGAUUGUAGAGACAUGGUUCUCACUCGUGUGUAUUGGAACUCUUAUCGCUACCCGUACCUUGUUAGUUUGAAGAUCAUUUAUCUAUUUCUGUAUUUAUUGAUGGUUACUUUCAUUGCCAUCACUGAUCAUGGGAUAUGCUCAGAACCCUUGAUUAAAGUUUAGAACAACUGUUUGAUAUCUGUUACUGUAACAAACAAACAUUUCAGGGAUUUCCGGGGUGAAAAUCAAAUACCAGUGAGAUAUUUGUUCACAAAACAGCAAAAGUUCAGUGGGAGGGACACAGGAAACCUCCUUUUAUUUAUUACCAUGCAAACACUUCACCUGCUUGUCAACUUCCUGGAUGGACUUGUCCAACAACUUCUGCUUUUUAUUGGUCAAUUAACAAAAGCAGGACAUGUUGGAGGGUUAAUAGGGCUCAAGUGCUGUCAGUUGUCUCGUUAGCCCUCUAAUCCACCAGACCAACUGACUCAGCCCAACCACAGAGUUACAUACAGUGCAUGAAGACAUGCACUCUGCACCUCCGUCAUCUCCAUGUCAGAGGUCCAUCAUGGACAUGUCACUUAGAGCUGGAACGUGACCAGGGUGAAUUACCCAGAAUCUCCAAACUCCAGAUUUUGCUCCGGUCCAGAGUUGGCCUGGUGCAGCCUCCUCUAAUAGGAGCAGACAGGACCACCUGGACUAGAUUAGACCAGCAGAUGGAGCCUGAUUCUCUGUCACACCUCCAGCAGAGAGGCACAUUUCUCCUCUCUCCAUGGUUUAUCUACUUCAAAUGUGCAGCCAGGAAGUAAGGGAAGCUCAUUUAUAGCACAAAUAGCUAUACACAGAUUUGUUUCCACCAGUUAGGAGAACUACAAUUAACUACACACAUUCCGGGAAACCUGCCUUAACCCUGUAAAG